Bactrocera oleae (olive fruit fly) is the source of this 2636-nucleotide messenger RNA. RefSeq names its product myb-like protein D. The record is from RefSeq and is a predicted model, not a curated record. NCBI's taxonomy places the organism in Eukaryota, Metazoa, Arthropoda, Insecta, Diptera, Tephritidae.
AUACUCCACGAGAGGCACACAGAAAUGAUCGGGCAGUUAUUGUGAAACCAAGUGGUAGAUAACAAAUACUAAAAAGUGCACGGAAGUUUUGAUUUUAAUUUUGAGUAUAUAUAGGCACUAUGCCGGCGAACAAAAUGCCUAACCUUUAUAAACUCAGUGAGGUCGGCCAGAUAAUUAUUCUCUUUGCUCUAUGCAGGCUCAGUACUGCUCAAAUACUUUACGUUGGAGACUUUUGUGAUUUUGCUGGCUACGAUGGAACUUGUUUGGCAGCUAGCAAGUGUACUGACUUGCAAGCCAAAAUGCAAGCACUGACCUUCGAUAGAUAUCAAGUCGGCCGCUGUGGCUUUGAGGUUAAAGAAGAGAUAAUAUGUUGUCCAAAGUGGCCAACACCAGUACAAACACCAUCUAAACUUUCCAACGCUUUUAUAGAUCUAUCCAAACAGCCUGAGUUUGAAAACAGGCCGCCACCAGCCGGUGUGAUUAGUGAUAGUUCUAUUCCCAGCAUUACAAGUACACCUAUGAAUUUUAAUCAAAAUGGCAACAUUUUUCAAGAACACAUACCAGAUGAAGAGGAGAGAUUAAAAGUUUUAUUCAAUGGCAACUUUGGUCCAGCUGGAAUUGGCAAUAAUGUGGGGGAAUUGAGUGGCGACUCUGCUCCGGUUUUAAAUAGAAAUAACAACAUUUUCUUCAAUGAAAAUCCAGUACCAAAUAUAAAAAACAAACAAAAUUUAAAUGGUAACCCUGUUGUCGAUGAAAAUAAAAGAUUUGAAGCUAUAUUCGGUGAUAACCCUAUACAGGUCGGAAAUGGUAAUAGUCAAGAUGAAAAGAAGGGGAAUCCAUUUCCGGAAGUAAAUAAAAAUAAUAACGGAUUCAUCAGGGCAGAUACAUUGCCGAAUGUACAGGAGAACCAAAAUUUUAAUGGCAACAUUGCUAUCGAUGAAAAUAAAAGAUUUAAAGCUAUAUUCGGUGAUAACCCUGUACAGGUCAAAGAUGUAAAUAGUCGAGAUGAAAGGAAAAGAAACCCUCUUCCGUUAGUAAGAGGAACAGAUACCGUUUUUUUCAAUGCAAAUCCAGUAGCCCAUAUACAGGAAAAUCAAAACGUAAAUGGUAACCCUGUUAUCGAUGAAAAUGAAAGAUUUAAUGCUAUAUUCAAUGGUAACCCUCUCCCGAUUGGCGAUGAUAUGGGGAGACCAAAUGGUGUAAUUAAUCGAGAUCCUGCUGAAAAUUUUAAUGCUAAAGGCAAUACUAUCUUCUGCGGUAAUCUUGAACAGGUCAGUAAUGGUAAUAAUAAAGAGGAAAGGAAGGGAAAUACUGUUUCGGGUGUAAAUGGAAAUAAUAAUGAUUUUUUCAGCGGAAAUCCAGUGUGGAAUGUACAAGAAAUCCAAAAGAUAAAUGGUAACCCUAUUAUCGAUGAAAAUGAAAGAUUUAAUUCUAUUUUCAAUGGCAGCCCUAGUCAAACUGGAAGUGUAAGUAGUAUUGGGGAAUGGAAGAGAAAUUCUGUUCCGGUUAUAGUUGGGAAUAAUAACGGCAUUUUUAAUGCAAAUACCAUACCGAAUUCACAAGCCAAUCAACAUACACAUGGUAACCCUGUUAUCGAUGAAAAUAAUAAAUUUAAAAAUGUUAAAGGUAGACUAAAUGGUGUAAUUAGUCAAAAUCCUGGUAUAUUCGCCGGUAAUGGUCAAUUAGAAAGCAACCGUGAGCAUUUUAUUUUUAAUGACAAGCCGUUACGAGUUAGACCUCCAAAUGAGAGGACACAUGGUACAUUCAUGGAAAAUCGAAAUUCAUUCAAUAAUGGACAUUUUAAAAUGAGGAAUCAUAGAAGAUUUGAAGCAGCAAUAGACCGAAAAAAACAAGGAAUUUAUAGAGGCUCCAGUAGAAAUACACUCAUUCAAUUUCCAAAUAAUUAAAUGCAAAUUAUUUUAUAAUUAUAUAUAAUAUAUAUUCAAUACAUUAAAAUAAUACAGUUAAUUUAUAUCUAUAUAUAUUUGUGUGCUUUUUAACAGUAUAGGAAAAUACGCUUGAAAUCCAGAGUAUACGAUCGAUUUGAUAUAUCAAAAAAUGUGCAGGUUAGAUUAAGUUUUGGACCUGACCCCACGACGAAGGAAACGAUGUACUGUGUUUUGAUGCAAUUUCUAGCAAAUUUGAACAGCUGAGGAGGGAGUGUUCAGACAAUUAUGUUUGACAAUUUUAGUUUUAAGGACGGCAGGCGUUCUUUCUGGUUCGGAAGCAUCUCAUGUGUUGUUCAGCGCUCAUCGAGCCAAGUCACAAGAGGACAACGGAGCUCUGACCAGUCUACUUUGAAAACUCAUCGCCGUUAUGGUUUCCAGUGCAUCGGCUGUUGCUUUCAUGGCAGCUACCAUUACUUGAAAGACGUUAUAGUGGUCUGGAAGCAUAAACUGCAGUUGAUUGUGAGCUCUCAUCAGAACACUGAUUGAAAAAUAUAUACAUAUAUUUUUGUAAAUAAUAUGAAAGCAAACCGGUAUUUUUUUUUAAAUUUUAAUUAUGGUGUCAUUAAAGUUGAUAAGUUAAUAUCGGAAUAAUUGUGCCAUACCUAUUUAAAUACCACGCUUUGGCACCCAUAUUUGAUUAAAUAUAGGUAUUAAAUUAAUAAAAAUAUUGUUUUAAGUGCUCUUCAA